AUGGAUGGCCCACUGAAAGAGCUCACGAAGCUAGAGGAAUUGACUUCAAAUGCUUCUGCAAAGGGGAAGACUCCUAGUGUUAAUGACUCCCUUGAUUCACUGUUGCAAUCGCUCCGCGAAGUGCAAGAUCGGCUCAAGGCCGGCACCGUGACGGAUGAGACACUCACUAUCCUCGCAAAGACAGUGGAAACAAAGAAGAUGGAAGUAGAUGAGAGGCAAAAGGAGGCUUAUAAUUCCCUAAUGAAGGUGGGCAAAACGCUCGACAAGAAAUUCUCCACAGCACUGCCAUCGUAUCCUCCUAUGUUCACUUCACCAGAAGCUAAUGCUGCUCUGGAACACUCCAUUGCGUUACACUUCCUCCGAACUGGUCAAUUCCACACGGCACAGACCUUCAUUGAGGAAUCUGGUGUUGAGAUAGACUCGGAAAAGCAAGCAAAUUUUGCUGAAUUAUACCGCAUUAUGACGGCUCUGAAGUAUCAGAAUGUCGGUCCCGCAUUGGAAUGGGCGGCACGAAACCGUCACUUCCUUCAUCAUCACUCCUCGUCUCUUGAAUUCUUGCUUCAUCGUUCACAGUUCAUGCGUCUUAUCCUCACGUCACAUCCCCCGGACUAUUCUCCUGCACUGACAUACGCAAGAACGGUGUUCCCUCCCUUUUACUCUCAGCACGAGCCGGAGAUACGUCGUUUGAUGACUUGUAUGCUCUAUCUGCCUCUGGCUCGUCUACAACUAUCACCCUAUGCGGACCUGGCUUCUCCAUCGCUACAUUCCGAUCUAGAGCCUAUGUUCGCGAAGGAGUACUGUGCAAGUCUGGGCAUGAGCAAACAAGUCCCACUGAGAGUCGUUGGAGAUAUUGGAGGAGGAGGAGCGCUCGCGCGAAUUGAGAAGGGCCGGAAGGUCAUGCGCGAACGUAAGAGUGAAUGGAGUCGUACUGACGAGCUACCAAUUGAAAUAUCCUUGCCACCGGAGAACAGAUAUCAUUCGAUAUUUGCAUGUCCGGUUUCGAAAGAACAGUCGACAGAACAGAAUCCACCAAUGAUGAUGAGCUGUGGGCAUGUCAUCGCCAAGGAUAGUUUGCAGAAACUAAGCAAACCCGGAGGGUGCAUCCCAGAGUUUGCUGGAUUGACUCCUGAAGACGUCGAGUUCAUUGAUACUGUCAUAAAUCGCGCACCAGCCACAGCUACUACGUUCUUGACAGUAUUCAAAGCGUACAACGACGUACUGCAAGAGCGCGGUUUAGACCCGCAAGAGGAGGUAGCAUACUACGGUAAGCUCCUCAAGCUUGGUACGCUUAAAGGAAGGAAUUGGGGCGAGAAAUGGAACACCAUCAAACAUCAGCAGGGAUAUGCUACCCGCGCUGGGAACGACAAGGGACAGAUCCCGCGAGCGACUCAGAAUACUCCUGCACCGUCGAAGGUAGUAACUACGCGACUUACCACAGGUCUGCGUAAGGCACCCCCGGAAGACACACUCACUCUCCAUUCAUAUCCCGACCCUAGCGAUGCAGAGACAACCGAUUGGGAGUCAGUCAGCCAGGUAGGGCCUCGACACCAUGAUACGCCACGACCCGUGCGAAGGACGAUCUCGCCCACUCUGACAACUACCACAAACUCCCUGGGUUUGCAUACAGGUCCACCCUCGGCGCAUGUCCUGAAAGAUGGGUCCAGAAUGCGCGGCUCUUCCAAUCAUGUUUUUUCUCACUGGAACGAUGAAACAUCCGAAGGUCCGAGGCCCACGACUGCUACAACUUCCACUAUUCCGCCUUCCUAUGGUGCUGCAAUACGUGACAAUGCGCCUGCGAGGUAUUUCCCACGUACUGCCACUCGUGGGGCAGUCAUGUAUGCUCCGUCCAUGCCAUCAUCCUCCUCAACUGCGGUGCGCUCAGUACUGCCACGAGACAAUGAUCGCAAAGCAAACUCCAUCGAUGAAGACGAAGCGUGGAACAAGGUUAUGGAAGUUCAGGACUGCAAGGAGGCGGACCGUUUUCGGGAGGACAAAUUGAUAGAACGCUGCUGGGACAUAUGGAGACAGGGCUACGAGUGGAUCAUCACUACGCAUGAUCAGAUUGUUCAUGCGCGCGAUACAGUGGUCCUCCGCAGGGCUUACAAGCGUUGGCGCGGGCAUCUCGCCGACCGGCAAGAUCUUUGCCGACGCGUUGCUUCUAUAUCCGACAAGCGGCGCAUGCAAACUGCUUUGGAGCUUUGGAAGGUCAAACUUAAAGAGAAACAACAAGCGGACUGGCGGAAUGCAAUGCGUACCAAAAUGAGAAUGGUGCGCGAACGCAGGGAAGCGUCGUUGCUGAAGGAAGCCUGGACAAAGUGGCGGAAAGCACAUCAGCUGCAAGUUGCAGAGCAGUACCACUCUCGACGUCUUGCGGUUCGAUUUUUCAGCAUUUGGAAGACGCAACUGGCACAGUUGGAUGAGCUUGAUGCGGCAGCCGAACACUUGCUAUACGAUAGACAAGAAAGGUCUCAGGAGAGAUACUUCGACCUAUGGAGACGGGAAAUGGUAUUGCGCAGAACGGAGCGGGAGAUGACGGAGCGCGUAAAUCUGAGGAUUAUGGGACAAGCACUGGACGUAUGGAAGCAGCACCUGAACGAGAGUCAGACUGCAGACACAUUUCAUGAUUUGAUUAUUAAGAAGCGAGCUCUCGCGGCUUGGAAGCGGGCCAAGGCUAGAGUACAGUCACUGGAGAGCAAGGCGUUGAAGCAUCUGGCACGUCAAGAUGAUCUUCUCAUCCGUGCUGUCAUGAGAGUAUGGAAAGCUCACGAAAGAGGCAGACUCUUAGAGCGUGUCAGCAAUUCUAGGGUGCUGAAACAAGUAUGGGUAACGUGGAAAGAACGCCUGCGCCGUCAGCGAGAUCUUGAAGGUCUGGCGUUGGCUUUCUCUAUGAGAGCACAUUCGACACUCGCGUCUUCAUCCCUGCAAAAGUGGCGUCAGGCAUACAGCGCCCAUCAGAACGCCCAAGAGUUCGCCGCAGAGUACUUUUCGAGACAACUACUUGUUAAGACAAAUUUGACAUGGCGUCUUCACCUGCGAGCCAGAUUCAAACUAGCAAAACAAGCUAGGAUAGUCAGCAAGCUGAUCAUUCAACGGAAGUACUGGAAGAAAUGGGUGGAGCAUCUAGCGCAGAGGAGGCUGCAGAAGAGGCUGAAGGAGUUCGAGAACGGCAUGGCGCGAAGGUACUUUGAGGUAUGGCUCGAGACUGCCAAGAAAAAAAGACAGCUGAAGAUGGCUGAGGAGAUCAUGCGACAACGCAUCCAAAUGCGCUUAAUGGCAGGCGCUCUCAGUCGCUGGAUAAAUCGUGUAGUUGACAUCAAGGACAGAGAGUUGCAAGUCAAUCAAAGAGUAAGAAAAAAGAUGCUUAUAAUCGCAUGCAAGAAGUGGAAGACAGUGUGCAUACGCCAUGUGGAAGAGCUUAGCCUCAUGGAGAGCUAUCAGGAUGUCAAACGGGAAGAAAUGAUGCGUCGAAUGUUCUAUCGCUGGCUGACAGCUGCCAGGAAGGUCCGACAUAGGCGACUGCACUUGCAGCAGAGAGAGGAAGAAUUGAAGCUGACUGCGGACGAUUUCCUUCUGCAGAAGCAGAAAAACAUCAUGUUUCGUGCUUUUGGCAUCUGGCAUGCGAAGACUAGGUCGCUUCCUGCUGUUCGUCUGCAUGCAUAUCAUACGAAGAUCAAAGCUUGGAGCGUCUGGCGCGAUGCUAUGCCGAGAGCAUUACAAGCUAAGGCAGCCCGACAAAUGGAUCGUACAUCCGUGCUAGCUCAAGCAUUUGAGAAAUGGCAGAAGGCGUACAAAACAAAGAUUGAGCUCAAGGCUGUUGCGUAG
Laetiporus sulphureus 93-53 is the source of this 3822-nucleotide messenger RNA. RefSeq lists its product as uncharacterized. The transcript has 17 exons. The coding region runs from base 1 to 3822 and encodes 1273 amino acids. NCBI's taxonomy places the organism in Eukaryota, Fungi, Basidiomycota, Agaricomycetes, Polyporales, Laetiporaceae. Gene Ontology annotation, biological process: proteasome-mediated ubiquitin-dependent protein catabolic process. Gene Ontology annotation, molecular function: ubiquitin protein ligase activity; protein binding. The record is from RefSeq and is a predicted model, not a curated record. Gene Ontology annotation, cellular component: GID complex; nucleus; cytoplasm.